Messenger RNA from Durio zibethinus, 1115 nucleotides. The record is from RefSeq and is a predicted model, not a curated record. Lineage: Eukaryota; Viridiplantae; Streptophyta; Magnoliopsida; Malvales; Malvaceae.
UAUGUUUUCUGGGUCGAUACCUCAAGAGAUAGGGAUGCUUAAAUCUCUCACCGACUUUGCGUUGAGUUAUAAUAAUUUCUCUGGUUCAAUCCCUGCUUUCAUAGGAAACUUGACCAGCCUAUCCACUCUCUACCUUGGUCAAAAUAUGUUUUCUGGGUCGAUACCUCAAGAGAUAGGGAUGCUUAAAUCUCUCACUGACUUUGAGUUGAGUUAUAAUAAUUUCUCUGGUUCAAUCCCUGCUUUCAUAGGAAACUUGACCAGCCUAUCCACUCUCUACCUUCAUCCAAAUAUGUUUUCUGGGUCGAUACCUCAAGAGAUAGGCAUGCUUAAAUCUCUCACUGACUUGGAGUUGAGUCAAAAUAAUUUCUCUGGUUCAAUCCCUGCUUCCAUAGGAAACUUGACCAGUCUAUCCACUCUCUACCUUCAUCGAAAUAUGUUUUCGGGGUCGAUACCUCAAGAGAUAGGGAUGCUUAAAUCUCUCACUGACUUUGAGUUGAGUUAUAAUAAUUUCUCUUGUUCAAUCCCUGCUUUCAUAGGAAACUUGACCAGCCUAUCCACUCUCUACCUUGGUCAAAAUAUGUUUUCUGGGCCGAUACCUCAAGAGAUAGGGAUGCUUAAAUCUCUCACCGACUUUGAGUUGAGUUAUAAUAAUUUCUCUGGUUCAAUCCCUGCUUUCAUAGGAAACUUGACCAGCCUAUCCACUCUCUACCUUCAUCCAAAUAUGUUUUCUGGGUCGAUACCUCAAGAGAUAGGCAUGCUUAAAUCUCUCACUGACUUGGAGUUGAGUCAAAAUAAUUUCUCUGGUUCAAUCCCUGCUUCCAUAGGAAACUUGACCAGUCUAUCCACUCUCUACCUUCAUCGAAAUAUGUUUUCUGGGUCGAUACCUCAAGAGAUAGGGAUGCUUAAAUCUCUCACUGACUUGGAGUUGAGUUAUAAUAAUUUCUCUGGUUCAAUCCCCGCUUUCAUAGGAAACUUGACCAGCAUAUCCAUUCUCUACCUUGGUCAAAAUAUGUUUUCUGGGUCGAUACCUCAAGAGAUAGGCAUGCUUAAAUCUCUCACUGAUUUUGAGUUGAGUCAAAAUAAUUUCUCUGGUUGAAUCCCUGCUUCCAUAGGAA